This is a messenger RNA of Selaginella moellendorffii, 1206 nucleotides long. RefSeq lists its product as uncharacterized. The transcript is spliced from 3 exons. The record is from RefSeq and is a predicted model, not a curated record. NCBI's taxonomy places the organism in Eukaryota, Viridiplantae, Streptophyta, Lycopodiopsida, Selaginellales, Selaginellaceae. The coding region runs from base 1 to 1206 and encodes 401 amino acids.
AUGCAAGUCUAUGCCGAGAGGGCCAAUCGUGGUGCCAAGAACGAUACAGUGUCGGAGAGGGAGGCCGUCACACGCACCUUCGUUCCUCUAAACAAGAGCGAUACCAUCAUGGGCAUUAGCUUGCUCGGCUCCAGCAAGUCGCGGGAUCAUCCUGGAGCCGGAGGCAGCUUCUUUCUCGUGCCAGAGGCAGCUCCGAGGUGUUCUCUCCUUCGCCCAGGGUUAAAGUUCCUAGUGGCGGAUGUCGGUGGAAUCAUUGAUAUCAUCGUGCAUGAGAAGGAGAGCGCGCAGGAUUGGAUCAUUCACAAGGUCCAUGAAGCUUGUGCUAGCUCCGGUGCACUUGGAGGUGGGACUUACGUCGACUCCAACUUUCUGGAGUUUCUCAGGAAGAAGAUCGGCUGCUUCGACACUUUCAAGCAGCAGGAGCCGGAUGUGGUGCACAGGAUCUUGAGCUGGUGGCUCGGACCCAAGGGCAAGUGCACGUUCGACGGAAGCGGCUCCAAGUUUUUGGAAAUCCCUGCAAAGUUGUCCAAGGCAUGGAAGAAGCACGACAAGGCGGAGCUGGGAUUCCCAGAGAGCGGUGACUACUACGACGAGAUCGAGAUCAGCUGCGAGCAGAUGAAGGCGAUCUUUGACACCGAAGUCGACAAGACCAUCAAGCUGAUCGACGAGAAACUUCGCAAAGUUGACAACGUCAAGUACAUCCUUCUGUGUGCCGGGGCGCAGUGGCUCUUGGAGUUGGAACAGGCGUGGUUCUCUCCAGGAUCUCCAAAAACUCUUUAUGGCAUUGCGACGAGUCGCUAUGCACGGUGGGACGAUCCACCAGCAUCCAAGUUUAUCGACAACUAUGGAAUCGAGAGAUGCAGCGUCUUUAGCCUCUACGUCAAGAAGGACGAGUCAGUCUCGGAGAACCAGGAGAUCACGCACUCGUUCUUUCCCAUAUACACUGACCAGAAAGCCUUGAGGAUCGACUUACUCAUCUCGAGCAGCAGCACGAUCGACAAAGGCUGUGCCAUGCUCGACAGCUACAGCAUGGACAUAAAUGAGGAUCUAGAGCUGGGGACGAGUCGCCAGGUGGCCGUGACAAUGUACUUUGGACGGAGCAACAUCGAGGUGUCUGCACAGCGCGUCAACUUUGGGAGGAACCGUGGGCUUGAGAGGCUCUACUCGGUGGAAUUUGAUGCGGCUCAAACUUAUGUCAACAAGUAG